AUGGAUAUCAAUGCACUUCACUCAUCGUCACCAUCAUCAUCAUCAUCAUCUUUCGCCGAAUAUAGUUUACCAUUAAUUAUGCAAAUUCAUAUUGAUGAUAAAUAUACAUCAAAUUUAGAAAAAUAUUUACAAAAGAAAAUUAAAAAUACUAAUUAUGCUUUAUUAAUGGAAUAUGAUCGGUCGAUUAGAUUUCCAUUGACUGUAGCUUCCUCGUCAUCCUUCAUCGAAUCAAUGUUCUUAUCAGAUUACAUGUCAUCUAGUUUAAGAGAUAGAGUUUACUGCCUAAAUGAAAAUACUACUAAUCAUAAUCCAUUGUGUUCAAUGGAAAGUGUUACACAACCUUGUCACAUGUAUAUGACAUUAGUGGAAGAGUUUUGUUAUAAAUUCAAUUUGAAUGGAUCGUUAACUAGUUAUGAGAAUUAUAAAAUGUUUACCUAUGAUGAUUAUGAUACAAGUUAUAAAGAAAAUGAUAGCUUUUAUCGUAGUGAUUUAAAUUUGGAAACUAAAAAAUCAUUAUCUUAUCAUCAACCACAAUUAAUUCAAUCAACAAUUGAAUCAAACAAACUGACUCCAACUAAAAUUUACAUUAAAGAUAUGAGUAUUCAAUGUGAUAUUUUGAAAAAUUCUUCUCUAACUAGUAGUAGUGAUUCACAAAUUCAAACAAAUCAAAGUGUUUUCAAUGGUUCAAUGAAUUGUUUCAAACCGAUCAAUUUAUUCAAUAAAUCGAAUGUACAUGAUGUGGGAACAACAACAGAUGGGAUUAUAUCCGAAACAGGUUUAAAAGCAAAACAUAAAUCUAUUCGUGUUAUGGUUCGACCACAAUCAAGAAAUGUUAAACUUCAAACACCGCUGAAUAUGAUACCAUCUAAUAUAAUGACUGGUUCAAACAGUCGUCCUAUGAAUAAAAAUCUAUGCAUAUCCGUGGAUAAAACACAUCAACAACAAACUCCAACCAUUACUAUAACCAAUGAUACUACUACUAAUUCUGGAAAUAAUAAACUAGUGGAUUACAACAAUCCUCGUAUCCCUCAAGUUUUGCCAAUUGACAUUGAUGAAAGUGUUCAAUCAAUUGAAUCGGACAGUUGGAUAUGGCCUACAACUUCUUCAUCAGUAAAAAGUGAUAAAACCUUAAGUCAGUUAAUUAGUGAUACUUGUAAUCGUCAUAUUACACAAGGAAGAAUGAAUUAUCAACAAGAACAUACAUCCGAUUCGCUUGAAGAAACAUCAAAUCAAAAUGUUGUUCAUCUAAAUGGUCCCAUAUCUACUGAAUGUACAUCCAGUAAAUCUACUUUCGAUAAAGAGGCCCACAUAAGUUUGACAAUUGCGCGUUAUAUGGAAGAAAAUCUGAAUAAUGUCGAACAUGAUGAAAGAUUCUCUGAAGAUGAAAUUUUACAAGAUCUACGGAGACGUCGAACUAACUGUAUUUCAAAAAUGAGAAUAGUUAUGAAGCAAAUUCAUGAACGAGAAGCCCAACUGUUGAACAAUUUAAAUAAUUCAUCGUAAAUAAAUUCUUUUUAAUUUAUACCACUAAAUCCUUUUAUAUGUAUUCAUUUUCGAUAUAUAACUGCUAUUGUAUAAAGUACUACUUUUAAUAAAU
Molecule: messenger RNA, 1597 nt
Organism: Schistosoma turkestanicum
Lineage: Eukaryota; Metazoa; Platyhelminthes; Trematoda; Strigeidida; Schistosomatidae
Source: the annotation of a GenBank genome assembly